Messenger RNA from Polychytrium aggregatum, 1284 nucleotides. RefSeq lists its product as uncharacterized. Gene Ontology annotation, biological process: carbohydrate metabolic process. Gene Ontology annotation, molecular function: chitin deacetylase activity. Gene Ontology annotation, cellular component: membrane. NCBI's taxonomy places the organism in Eukaryota, Fungi, Chytridiomycota, Chytridiomycetes, Polychytriales. Bases 1 to 1284 code for a protein of 427 amino acids. The transcript is spliced from 4 exons. The record is from RefSeq and is a predicted model, not a curated record.
AUGCUCCUUCUGGCACCCGCUGUCCUCACCCUCCUCGGUGCUGCCACGGCGACAAGACUCCCGCAUCAAGCCAGCAACUCCCAUGGCUUGGCCAAGCGUGCCACCCUCCAGAUUCCUCCUCCGAUGCCUGCUCAGUGGCCCUCGAUCGACCAGACCAACUUCAUCACCGGCAAUCUGCUGACCGAUCCUCUUGUGCAAGAUGCCCUUGCCUAUGUUCAGUCGGUGGUUCCAGCCUCGCUGUUGAACAUCCCUCCGUCAACCUUCGUCAGCGGAGCCACAGUGAAGUACAACUCAGAUGUCAAUGCCAACUGCUACUGGCCAUACAACCUCUGUGUCCGCACUGCCGCUGGAAACGGCUAUCAGGCCGAUGUCUACACCUGCCCUCAACCCGGCACCUGGGGAAUCUCCUUUGACGACGGACCCACUGUCGAUCCCGUCACCCACGACGACUCGGCCGCCAUCCGUGCCCAGCUCGACAAGAUGAACAUCAAGGGAACCUUCUUUGUGGUUGGAUCGAACGUCAUCCAGAACCCCCAGAUUGUCCUGGACGAGUACAACGACGGCCACCAGAUCGGCGUCCACACCUGGACACAUCAUCCGCUCACAGCUUGCACCAACGAGCAGAUCGUUGCCGAGAUCAAGUACGCCGAAGCAGCCAUCUACAACGCCACCGGACAGGUUCCGAACUUUUUCCGUCCUCCCUAUGGCGACAUUGACGACCGAGUGCGUGCCAUUGCAAACGCUCUUGGAUAUACCGUCACUAUUUGGAGUCAAGACGAUCUUGCGGCCGACCAAGACACCACCAGUGCUGCGAUCGGCCAGAGUUUGAUCAACAGCGCCACUUCAACCUGGUUCUCCAACUCGUCUGCCAGCUUUGUGUCGCUCAGCCACGACAUCACACCGUUCACCAGCAGCGUCAUCCUCGGGAUUCUUCAGUAUGUCGACGCCAACCGUGCAAGCAUCAAGCUGGACAUUGAGCCCGUUGGCACCUGCGUGAACAAACCUUGGUUUCGCUCCGGGGCCGGAGGGAGUCCAGGCGGCACCAACACCGGCCGCACCAGCAGCCCAACCACCGCGGGGCUGCCGUAUUUCGCUUCGACACAGGCCGCUCCGGUCGUAACGACAACAGGCAGCAGCCCGGCGGCUCCGCCGACGUAUCCAACCGCACUGGCGCUCGCUCCUAAAUCGGCCUCCCAUGCACCGACACGGCUUCUCGAACCUGGGCAUGCGUCGUCGAUUCUUCUGCUCGGUCUUUCGCUGGGGCUUGUGAUCUGCUGGCUGUGA